This is a messenger RNA of Dichotomopilus funicola, 954 nucleotides long. Its product is annotated as t-SNARE. Gene Ontology annotation, cellular component: endomembrane system; SNARE complex; Golgi membrane. Gene Ontology annotation, biological process: intracellular protein transport; endoplasmic reticulum to Golgi vesicle-mediated transport; vesicle fusion. The coding region runs from base 1 to 954 and encodes 317 amino acids. NCBI's taxonomy places the organism in Eukaryota, Fungi, Ascomycota, Sordariomycetes, Sordariales, Chaetomiaceae. The record is from RefSeq and is a predicted model, not a curated record. Gene Ontology annotation, molecular function: SNAP receptor activity; SNARE binding. The transcript has 4 exons.
AUGGCCGUUGCCAUCAACGACCGCACGGUGGAGUUUCGCCACAUCGUCACAGCCGCCCAGCGAAAACAGUCCGCAAAGCCCGGUUCGCAACGACUUCUCGGUAGCGAUGCGCAAAACGGUGCGGCAGCCAGCGCGCCGCCACGACGGUCCGAGUUUGCGCGGCACGCAGCCGACAUUGGGAGAGGGAUUUCAGGCACGAUGGGCAAACUCCAAAAACUCGCACAGCUCGCUAAGAAGCGCUCGCUGUUCGACGACAACCCGGUCGAGGUGAACGAGUUGACCUUCAUCAUCAAGCAAGACCUGUCCCGCCUCAACGAAGACAUCCGCAACCUACAGGGGCUCUCCAAGCAGCUGCACCCCAAGCCGGACCAGGAAGGGGAGAACAACAAAAACAUUCUGCUGCUGCUGCAGGGCAAGCUCGGGGAUGUCAGCGCCAACUUCAAGGACGUGCUGGAGAUCCGGACCAAGAACAUCCAGGCGUCGCGGUCACGAACUGAGGCGUUUGUGUCGACGGUGGGACAGCAUGCCCACGCGGCCCUGCCGCCGUCGGCGUCUCCGCUGUAUGGCACGCCCCAGCGCGGGACACCAUCGCCGGGGGCUGAUCUUAUCUCGCUCAACCCGGGCGGCGGCGGCGAUCAGCAGCUGCAGCUGCAGAUGAUGGAGGAGGGGCAGAACCAGUAUAUUCAGCAGCGCGGGCAGGCGAUCGAGGCGAUUGAGUCGACUAUCAACGAGCUGGGGUCAAUUUUCGGGCAACUCGCCGCGAUGGUGAGCGAGCAGUCGGAGAUGAUCCAGCGUAUCGACGCCAACACAGACGAUGUGGUGGAUAAUGUCGAAGGCGCACAGAAAGAGUUGCUGAAGUACUGGACCCGUGUUUCGGGCAACCGGUGGCUUGUGGCCAAGAUGUUUGGUGUUCUGAUGGUAUUCUUCCUGCUCUGGGUGUUGAUCGCCGGGUAG